Molecule: messenger RNA, 3535 nt
Organism: Megalops cyprinoides (Indo-Pacific tarpon)
Lineage: Eukaryota; Metazoa; Chordata; Actinopteri; Elopiformes; Megalopidae
Product: dysbindin-like
Exons: 10
Coding region: 174-1235 (353 amino acids)
Biological process (GO): regulation of synaptic vesicle exocytosis; neuron projection development; anterograde synaptic vesicle transport
Cellular component (GO): BLOC-1 complex; synaptic vesicle membrane; neuron projection
Source: RefSeq, a predicted model, not a curated record
UGAGCUCAGCUUGAACGGGCUGUCCGGAAUCAGACGCAACCUUCAGCGUCGAUACUUGAGGGAAUUCUAAAGGAACAGCCUGAAACCCGAUUGCAGAUUAACGAAUGCAAAAGUAGCAAAGAACUGUUUUUAAAGAAAACGGACGUGACAGGAAGGAUUAAUAAAAACGGACAAUGUUUGAGAAUUUCAGAGAGAGGUUGCAUACGGUGCAGCAGGACUUUUCAACAGGGAUAAAGACACUGGGUGACAAAUCAAAAGAAGCCAAAAUCAAAAAGAGGAGAGAUGACAGCCCUCCACAGUUUUCAGCAGGUGUGGAUCUCCUCAACCGGUAUGAAGACAUGUGGGUGACUCUCCACAAAGGAGCAAAUGAGUGUGCUAAAGCCGGAGAGGAGUUGGACAGAGACGUGGUGGUGCUGUCGGCGCAGUGGGAGAAGAGGAGGGCGGUGCUGGCCGAGCUCCAGGAGCAGCUGCGAGAGAUCCCGGCCUUCCUCGCCGACCUGGGCUCCAUCACCUCCCGCAUCGCGCACCUGGAGGCGGACUUCGAGGAGAUGGAGAGUCACCUGAUGCACCUGGAGAACCUGUGCGGCCAGUGUGAACUGCAGCGCGCCAAGCAGUGCCAGGAGGUGCAGCUGGAGAACUACAAGAGGAAGAAGCGGAAAGAGCUGGAAUACCUCAAAGCGGAGCUGGAUUCUGAGCAUGCUCAGAAGGUGCUAGAGAUGGAGCACGCCCAGCAGGUGAAGCUGAAGGAGCGGCAGAAGUUUUUCGAGGAGGCCUUCCAGCAGGACAUGGAGCAGUACCUGUCCACGGGGUACCUGCAGAUCGCCGAGAGGAGAGAGCCUAUAGGGAGCAUGUCGUCAAUGGAGGUAAACGUGGACAUGCUGGAGCAGAUGGACCUCAUGGACAUGUCCGACCAGGAGGCCCUGGACGUCUUCCUCAACUCCGGGGGAGAGGACAACAGCGUGGCCUCGCCGAUGCUGGGCCCGGACGCCGAGUCCUUCCCCACGGAGAUCACCCUGCGGGUGCCCACGCAGGCCGAGCUGCGGCACAAGCUCUCCUCCCUCUCCUCCACCUGCACCGACUCGGCCAGCCAGGAGACGGAGGGCGGGGACGAGCCCGACGACUCGCCCGUGGUGCAGCUGGACGAGGAGGACGUCCAGGCCGACACGGUGCUGGCCACGCUGGCCGAGCGUGAGCCGCCAAAGGACUCCGACGACAGUGACUCGCAGGCCACAUAGAGGGAGGCGGCGAUCGCCCUCACCGCCACAAAAGGACCGUACCCUCUGUUUUAAACAAAAAAAAAACACGCGCUUAGCAUAUGGAAAGCUUGGUGAGGCAUUCUCUGAAGGGUCCCAUGCAAGAGCUGCAAAACAUCUUCACAAGCACUGUGUAAGCAUUCAUAAACACUUAUUCCAGCUGACAUUGGAUAUGCAGUUUCACAAGUGACAGCACCAUGAAAUCUGGAUUUGGUACAUUAUGGUAACAUCACCAGUAAUAGCACACGCCGAGUCCGUUAGCCUGCGCGUUUGUGAACAUUCAUGUGGUGGUUAUGAAGCUGUUGUGUCAUGUUUAAAAAGGCUUGAUAUAUCUCUUAUGUGACGUUGGACCCUCCAGAGAAAGUGUUACCAAAAGUUUUCAAUCACUUGUGUUUUCUGCUGUUGUUCUUUUGUAAAGAAGUUCCCUGUCUUGUAUCUAAAGCCCAACAGUAUUGUGUGGUAAUGCAGCCUCCCCAGAUCUAAAUUUCCCCGCCCCCAUACAAGCUCUUUUUAAGUGAGCAACAGAAGUGAAAAUCUCAUUUGAAAAUUUUGAUGUUAUUGAAUAAUCAAGUCAAUUAUAUCGAGUGCAGUGUUGGAGAAGCGUGUUGGGGUUCCCGAUCGAUACUUUCUGAUUCCACUGCAAAUGUCCCACCGAUGCGUGAUUAGCGUAAUCAGCUGCUGUAAUUUUUGAUGUACUCGUUUUUAAUACUGGAUUUAAUCAUUGUCAUAUGCAGCCUGGACUUCCUGCAGUCGGUGGUGAGAAAUCGUGCAGCUUAUGGCUGUCUGUGGAUAAAGCCUUUUGAUGUGCUGCUUUCUCAACAUCCAGGUCCUUUAAAUUGUUGGCCCAUUUUGUUAGCCGCCUGGACGCAGAGCAGUUAACACGAGGGACAAAUAGUGAGGCUCAGCGAACCCCCAAAUGAGUGGCACUAUCACGCUGUAUCACAGACUCACUGAUCUAAGGCAAGCACAGUGACUUGACACAGUUGUAUGAUUUAUGCAAAUGAGUGAUUGACAGCAGGUGGUAGCUCCACCCACAGCGUGGUUCAUGAAGCCUCACGCUUCCAUAAGUUAUGAUUACAUUCACCCAUAAUAGUUAGAAGUGUUGGAAACAGCAACAUUCUGGACGUGCAGGUUCUUACAGACCAGUAGGAUGGCAGAGGAGACAUUUGUGAGAGCCAACACCAAAUGUCUGCUGGAAAAUCAAAGAGUAAGCAUCAGUAUCUGUAACUGAGCUGUAGGGACGUUUGUACUUCAGCUGAACUUAGCCUUAAAUAACACAUUUAAACAAUUCCCUUUUCUUUUUUGUGCUAACAGUAUUUGCAUAAAUUUCAGACACCGGCAAACAGAUGUUGUGUAUUGAAAAAGGUAACAGCUGCUUAAAUUCUUUAUUCGAGGUUAAGAACAAACUGAAACAGAACUGAAUGUGAAAGCACCUGUUAAGAGAAAUAAGGUGUACUGUGUCAUUCUGGCUCUGGGUUAGAUUUAAUCAGCAUGGUCUUCAUGACCUCGUGUGGUCAAACUGCAGGAACACAGGCAAAGGCAUUCUUACACGAAGAACAGAGGAGGACAAAGAGACAGAUGCUUGGCUUUGAAAAGAACUGACAGUGAAUUGUCUGUAAGUUUUUAUUAAACCUUAAAGUACAAACUCGAAAAGUAAAAAACUGGCAAUAACCAACAUGGACCUUUCCGCCUGGAAGGAAAGGCAGCAAUGCAGAGCCAAUAAAUAAGAUCUCAGACUGUAAGCAAUAGUUUUACUGUAGAAAAAGGAAAACAAAUUCUGAAUAAAAUACACAGUAAGGCCAUAAAAACUUGACAACCACAUUUUUUUUCCUUUUUUUUUUUUUUUUUUCUUUUUUUCUUGAAAACACUCAACUCGGGUUUUCAUUAAAUACUCCUAAAACAGUUCAGUCUUCUGUAAAGGACAACAACCAACAAACUGGAUUAUAGGUGUUCUUGACAGUCACCUGCGGCAAGCUCAGUGCAACGUGAGUAGCUACUACAUUGUUGAAUUUUCAGUAAUGAAAAUGUAAAAACCUUUUUUUCGUGAAUGAAUUUUUCCCUUUUCUUUAAAAAAGUAAAGCUAAAAAAACUAAGGGCCACCGCUACUCCGUAUUUUUUCAGUGAUGUAAGCAGCACUUAUUUAUAAAUGUUACAAGAGCAACCCUGUAGCAUCAAACUCACACAGAUGAAGAAAUAAAAAAGUAAGGCUUUUUCUUCAUCUCUCUCUUCAACCCUAACCAUAACCCUCCCACCCCUCCCCAAAAAAGGCUCAAGUAUUUAAA